Mastomys coucha (southern multimammate mouse) is the source of this 4823-nucleotide messenger RNA. It is a transcript of the gene Dnmt1, whose product is annotated as DNA methyltransferase 1. Gene Ontology annotation, molecular function: zinc ion binding; DNA (cytosine-5-)-methyltransferase activity; DNA binding. Bases 98 to 4627 code for a protein of 1509 amino acids. Gene Ontology annotation, cellular component: nucleus. The transcript has 40 exons. The record is from RefSeq and is a predicted model, not a curated record. NCBI's taxonomy places the organism in Eukaryota, Metazoa, Chordata, Mammalia, Rodentia, Muridae.
CUGCUUCCGCUUGCGCCGCCCCCUCCCAAUUGGUUUCCGCGCGCGCGAAAAAGCCCGGGUCUCGCUCCGAGCUGUCCUGUCGUCUGCAACCUGCAAGAUGCCAGCACGAACCGCUCCAGCCCGAGUGCCUGCGCUUGCCUCCCCGGCAGGCUCGCUCCCCGACCAUGUCCGCAGGCGGCUCAAAGACUUGGAAAGAGAUGGCUUAACAGAAAAGGAGUGUGUGAAAGAGAAAUUGAACUUACUGCAUGAAUUCCUGCAAACAGAAAUAAAGAGCCAGUUGUGUGACUUGGAAACCAAAUUACAUAAAGAGGAAUUGUCUGAGGAAGGCUACCUGGCUAAAGUCAAGUCCCUCUUAAAUAAGGAUUUGUCCUUGGAGAACGGAGCACUCUCUCUCACUCAAAAAGCCAACGGUUUUCCUGCCAACGGGAGGCGGCCAACCUGGAGAGCAGAAAUGGCAGACUCAAACCGAUCCCCAAGAUCCAGGUCCAAGCCUCGGGGACCCAGGAGAAGCAAGUCGGACAGUGAAGCCAUUUUUGAAAAAGAAACUUCGUCUAGUCCAGCGGCUGCAAGGAGAACCACCAGGCAGACCACCAUCACGGCUCACUUCAUGAAGGGACCCGCCAAACGGAAACCCAAGGACGAAUCUGAAAAGGGAAACUCAGAUGAAUCUGUUGCAGAGGAGAGAGACCAGGAUAAGAAACGCAGAGUUGCAGGCACAGAGCGUGAUGCUGGAGUUUCUGUGGAGAAACUGGAAGGAGUAAUGCCAGGAACCCAGCUGUGUCAGGAAGAGCAAGGUGAACAGGAAGAUGACAGGAGUCUUCGACGUCACACCAGAGAGCUAGCGUUGAGGCGGAGAUCAAGGGAUGAACCAGACAGAGAAGCAAGACCAGGAACUCACUUGGACAUGGACGAUGACGAAGAAAAGGAUAAAAGAAGUUCCAGGUCCAGAAGCCAACCCAGAGAUCUAGCUGCCAAACGGAGACCCAAGGAAGGAGAACCAGAGCAGGUAGCUCCAGAGACUCCUGAGGACAGAGACGAGGAUGAACGGGAGGAGAAGAGACGAAAAACGACACGGAAAUCGCUCACCGUUCCCGUACAGAGCAGAGCGGAGAGGAAAGCCGCUCAAAGCAAAAGUGUGAUCCCAAAGGUCAACUCGCCAAAGUGCCCUGAGUGUGGCCAGUACCUAGAUGACCCGAAUCUGAAGUACCAGCAGCACCCUGAGGAUGCUGUGGAUGAACCCCAGAUGUUGACCAGUGAGAAACUGUCCAUCUACGACUACGACUCCAACUCCAACUCAGUUCACUGUGACGAGUAUGAUUCCUCUCCCAUGCAUAAGAUAACUUACUUCAGUGUGUACUGCAGUCGAGGUCACCUGUGUCCUGUCGACACUGGUCUUAUUGAGAAGAACGUUGAACUCUACUUUUCUGGUUGUGCCAAAGCAAUCCAUGAUGAUAAUCCAUCUAUGGCAGGUGGUAUCAAUGGCAAAAAUCUCGGGCCAAUCAAUCAGUGGUGGCUCAGUGGCUUUGAUGGUGGUGAGAAGGUGCUCAUUGGCUUUUCCACUGCAUUUGCUGAAUACAUUUUGAUGGAUCCCAGCAUCGAGUAUGCACCAAUAUUUGGGCUGAUGCAGGAGAAAGUUUACAUCAGCAAGAUUGUGGUUGAGUUCCUGCAAAACAAUCCUGAUGCUGUGUACGAAGACCUGAUCAAUAAGAUUGAGACCACCGUUCCUCCUUCUAUCGUUAAUGUGAACCGGUUCACAGAGGACUCCCUCCUACGCCAUGCCCAGUUUGUGGUGAGCCAGGUAGAGAGUUAUGACGAAGCCAAGGACGAUGAUGAGACCCCCAUCUUCUUGUCUCCCUGUAUGAGAGCCCUGAUCCAUUUGGCUGGUGUCUCCCUGGGACAGAGGCGAGCAACAAGACGCAACAUCACUGGCUCUGCCAAGGAUAAGGACAAAGCGCCCACAAAAGCCACUACCACCAAGCUGGUCUAUCAGAUCUUUGACACUUUCUUCUCAGAGCAGAUUGAGAAGUAUGACAAGGAAGACAAGGAGAAUGCCAUGAAGCGCCGCCGGUGUGGCGUCUGUGAGGUCUGUCAGCAGCCUGAGUGUGGGAAGUGCAAGGCGUGCAAAGAUAUGGUUAAGUUUGGUGGCACGGGACGGAGUAAACAAGCUUGCCUCAAGAGGAGGUGUCCUAACUUGGCCGUGAAGGAGGCAGACGACGAUGAAGAAGCUGAUGAUGAUGUGCCAGAGAUGCCAUCACCCAAAAAGUUGCACCAAGGGAAGAAGAAGAAGCAGAAUAAGGACCGCAUCUCCUGGCUUGGGCGGCCUGUGAAGAUUGAAGAGAACAGAACUUACUAUCAGAAGGUGAGCAUUGACGAGGAGACACUGGAGUUGGGCGACUGUGUCUCGGUCAUUCCAGAUGAUUCCUCCAAACCACUCUAUCUUGCCAGGGUCACAGCUCUCUGGGAAGACAGGAAUGGGCAGAUGAUGUUCCAUGCACACUGGUUCUGUGCUGGAACAGACACAGUCCUCGGUGCCACCUCUGACCCCCUGGAGCUGUUCCUGGUGGGCGAGUGUGAAAACAUGCAGCUUUCCUACAUCCACAGCAAGGUCAAGGUCACCUACAAAGCACCUUCUGAAAACUGGGCCAUGGAGGGAGGCACGGACCCUGAGACCAAAUUGCCCGGAGAGGAAGAUGGGAAGACUUACUUCUACCAGCUCUGGUACAACCAGGAAUAUGCAAGGUUUGAGUCCCCACCCAGGACCCAGCCGACAGAGGACAACAAGCACAAGUUCUGCCUAUCUUGUAUCCGGCUAGCUGAGCUGAGACAAAAAGAAAUGCCCAAGGUCCUGGAACAACUUGAGGAGGUGGACGGCCGGGUCUACUGCAGUUCUAUCACCAAGAAUGGUGUUGUCUACCGACUGGGUGACAGUGUAUACCUUCCUCCUGAGGCCUUUGCUUUCAACAUCAAAGUGGCCAGCCCCGUAAAACGCCCAAAGAGGGAUCCUGUGAACGAGACCCUGUACCCCGAGCAUUACCGAAAGUACUCUGACUACAUCAAGGGAAGCAACCUGGACGCUCCUGAACCCUACCGCAUCGGUCGGAUAAAAGAGAUCCACUGUGGCAAGAAGAAAGGCAAGGUCAACGAGGCAGACAUCAAGAUCAGGCUCAACAAGUUCUACAGGCCUGAGAACACCCACAAGUCCACCAAGGCGAGCUACCAUGCUGACAUCAAUCUGCUUUACUGGAGCGACGAGGAGGCUGUGGUGAACUUCAGCGACGUGCAGGGCCGCUGUUCCGUGGAGUAUGGAGAAGACCUGCCUGAGAGCAUCCAGGAUUACUCACAGGGUGGCCCUGACCGCUUCUACUUCCUCGAGGCCUACAACUCAAAGACCAAAAGCUUUGAAGACCCACCAAACCAUGCCCGGAGCCCCGGAAACAAAGGGAAAGGGAAGGGGAAAGGGAAAGGGAAGGGAAAGCAUCAGGUAUCGGAGCCCAAGGAGCCUGAGGCAGCCAUCAAACUGCCCAAGCUUCGGACCCUGGAUGUGUUUUCUGGCUGUGGAGGGUUAUCGGAAGGAUUCCACCAAGCAGGCAUCUCAGAGACACUGUGGGCCAUCGAGAUGUGGGACCCGGCAGCCCAGGCAUUCCGGCUGAACAACCCCGGCACCACAGUGUUCACGGAGGACUGCAACGUGCUUCUUAAGCUGGUCAUGGCCGGUGAGGUGACCAACUCUCUGGGCCAAAGGCUGCCACAGAAGGGCGAUGUGGAGAUGCUGUGUGGUGGGCCACCCUGCCAGGGCUUCAGUGGCAUGAACCGCUUCAACUCCCGUACUUACUCCAAGUUCAAAAACUCCCUGGUGGUCUCCUUCCUCAGCUACUGUGACUACUACCGGCCUCGAUUCUUCCUUCUGGAGAAUGUCAGGAACUUCGUGUCCUACAGACGCUCCAUGGUGCUGAAGCUCACACUGCGCUGCCUGGUCCGCAUGGGCUACCAGUGCACCUUUGGUGUGCUCCAGGCUGGACAGUAUGGUGUGGCCCAGACACGAAGGAGGGCCAUCAUCUUGGCUGCAGCCCCAGGAUGGUUCCAGAGGCAGCUGCGGGGAACACACUACCAACCCGUCCUCAGGGACCAUAUCUGCAAGGACAUGAGCCCACUGGUGGCCGCCCGCAUGCGGCACAUCCCACUGUUCCCAGGAUCGGAUUGGCGUGACCUGCCCAACAUACAAGUGCGGCUAAGAGAUGGCGUCAUCGCCCACAAGCUCCAGUAUACCUUCCAUGAUAUGAAGAACGGCUACAGCAGCACCGGUGCCCUGCGUGGGGUCUGCUCCUGUGCAGAAGGCAAGGCCUGCGACCCUGAUUCCAGACAAUUCAGCACCCUCAUCCCCUGGUGCCUGCCGCAUCACCGGGUUGUGAGCGUGCGGGAAUGUGCCCGCUCCCAGGGCUUUCCAGAUACCUACCGGUUCUUCGGCAACAUCCUGGACAGACACCGGCAGGUGGGUAAUGCUGUGCCACCACCCCUGGCCAAAGCCAUUGGCCUGGAGAUUAAGCUCUGUCUGCUGGCCAGCGCUCAGGAGAGUGCCUCAGCUGCAGUUAAAGCUGAGAAGACAGAAGAGGCUGCUACCAAGGACUAGUGCUCUCACCCAGAGCCCCAUGUGCACUGAUGUUUUUAACCCUUUGAGCCCCAUCAUUUGAAGUCUUGUGCUCAGUGUCUGUGGCCAUGGCUGACACUAAGCUGUUUGUAUGAGGUUUGUUCUGUGACCAAGCCGUGUAGUACUUUGUGCAUUCUGAAUUUUAAGGUUUUGUUUUGGUUUUUGGUUUUUUUUUUUU